Paramecium pentaurelia is the source of this 555-nucleotide messenger RNA. The record is from the annotation of a GenBank genome assembly. NCBI's taxonomy places the organism in Eukaryota, Ciliophora, Oligohymenophorea, Peniculida, Parameciidae.
AUGAAUUUUAACAGAUAAGAAUCAUUUUCAAGAAAAAACACUAUAUUAUAACGACCUAAUAGAUUAUAUUCAAUCUAGGAUAGACAUUAAACUGAAGAUCUUAAAAUUUUGGUAGAAUUAUCAUGUAGAAAAAACUCUAUUCAAGAUCACCCUUCAACACUUAAAUAACCAAAUUCAUAAAGAAGUUAAUUAUAAAAAUAUAGAAAUCUUUAUUUAUAUGAUAAAAAGCUCUUCAAAAAUAGAAGAGAAUAUAAAUCAUCAAAAGAGAACUGUCAUGAUUAAAAAGAAUCUAAAUUCUCAAUCAAAUUAUAAAUGCCCUCAUUUCAUUUCAAUUAAGAUGAAGAAAUGAAGAUCUUUAAACUUAAAUUAAUGAAAUCAGAACUUAUUAGAAAUAAGAUUCCUGAUGUUUCAAAAGAUGCUAAACCAAUCCAUUUGCAUAAUAAUAAAAAAAUAUCUAAUCUAAAUCUUGAUCCUCUUAAAUUCACAAAUUUAGUCGUUUUACCUUCAGUUAGAGGAUGGGAUAAUAACAACUAAAGUUCUUAUAGAUCUAAUUGA